Messenger RNA from Spirometra erinaceieuropaei, 579 nucleotides. The record is from the annotation of a GenBank genome assembly. NCBI's taxonomy places the organism in Eukaryota, Metazoa, Platyhelminthes, Cestoda, Diphyllobothriidea, Diphyllobothriidae.
AUGCACAUUUCCGCAGCAGUAGACUUCAAAGCGCCGACGGCAACACUCCUGACUGAGAAGACGCAAAUCCUACAGCGAUGGACCGAGCAUUUCCGAGGCGUCCUCAACCGCCCCUCCGUCAUCUCCGACGCCGCCAUCGAGCGUUUGCCGCAAGUGGAGACCAACGUAGACCUCGACCUCCCACCAUCUCUCCACGAGACUAUCAGGGCCGUGCAGCAGCUCUCCAGCGGGAAGGCACCCGGAUCGGACGCAAUUCCUGCUGAGGUCUACAAGCACGGAGGUCCUCAACUGAUGGAUCACCUGACUGCGCCCUUCCAAGAGAUGUGGCGUCAAGGUGAAGUCCCGCAAGAUUUCAAAGACGCAACCAUCGUGCAUUUAUACAAGCGCAAAGGGAAUCGCCAAGUCUGCGACAAUCACCGCGGCAUCUCCCUGCUGAACAUCGCCCCGAAGAUCUUCGUCCGCAUCCUUCUCAACCGCCUCAAUAACCAGCUGGAACAGGGCCUUCUGCCGAAAAGCCAAUGCGGCUUCCGUCGUCAUCGUGGGACCAUGGAUAUGAUCUUCGCCGCCCGUCAACUUUAG